Nicotiana tabacum (common tobacco) is the source of this 399-nucleotide messenger RNA. Lineage: Eukaryota; Viridiplantae; Streptophyta; Magnoliopsida; Solanales; Solanaceae. The record is from RefSeq and is a predicted model, not a curated record.
AUGACUAUUAAAUUGGUGGUGGGUGAGUGUACUUUAAAUCUCGUUAGCGCUUACACGCCACAAGCAGCCUUAGAUGAGGAGAUUAAAAGAAGCUUUUGGGAGGGGUUGGAUGACAUCGUUUGUAGUAUUCCGCCUUCCGAGAGGUUAAUCAUAGGAGGAGAUUUCAAUGGUUAUAUUGGGUCGUCUGUAGGUGGUUAUACUGAGGUGCAUGGAGGCAUUGGUUUCAGGGAGCGGAACGGAGGGGGCACUACGCUGUUGGACUUUGCCAAGGCAUUCGAUCUAGUGAUUGCAAACUCAAGUUUUCCGAAGCGGGAGGAGCAUUUGGCUGUUGGUGAUGGACAUUGGUAUUAUGAAAAGGAGGAGAAGAGGUCAGUACGAGGCCACCCGAGGAUUAAGUGA